AUGCUUGAGGGAAUUGAAAAAUCCCACUGGGUCCCGUCUUUCGUGAAGGAUCGGAGGUUUGCUAGUUGGAUCAGGAAUGCCCGCGAUUGGAACAUUUCCCGAAAUCGCUUCUGGGGUACUCCUUUGCCAAUCUGGGUCUCCGACGAUUUUGAGGAAAUCGUUGCAGUCGGUUCGAUUGCCGAGCUCAAGGAGCUAUCAGGCUGCUCGGACGAGCUGACUGAUAUCCACCGUGACAAGGUGGAUCAUAUUACGAUUCCCAGCAAAAGGGGCAAGGGCGUUCUCCGCCGUGUGCCUGAGAUCUUCGACUGUUGGUUUGAGUCUGGUAGCAUGCCGUACGCCUCUCAACACUACCCCUUCGAGAACAAGGAGCAAUUCGAGAAGAGUUUCCCGGGUGACUUUAUCGCCGAGGGCCUGGACCAGACCCGUGGUUGGUUCUAUACUCUGACUGUUCUUGGCACCCACUUGUUUGGCAAGCUCCCUUUUAAGAACUGUGUUGUAAAUGGAAUCGUGCUCGCUUCGGACGGUAAGAAGAUGUCUAAGAGGCUUUCUAACUACCCUGAUCCUUCUUUGAUCAUGAACAGUUAUGGCUCGGAUGCUCUGCGCCUCUACCUGAUAAACUCUCCUGUUGUUCGCGCCGAGCCUCUGCGCUUCCAGGAGUCUGGCGUCAAAGAAAUUGUUAGCAAAGUGCUUCUGCCUUUGUGGAACAGUUACAAGUUUUUGGAGGGCCAGAUUGCUUUGCUGAAGAAGACCUCCAACAUUGAGUUCAUGUUCGAUGCAAAGGCGGAAUCUACCAACACCAAUGUAAUGGAUCGGUGGAUCCUGGCAAGUUGCCAAAGCCUUCUCAUGUUUGUCAACCAAGAAAUGGCUGGCUACCGUUUGUACACCGUUGUUCCCCGGUUGCUCGAGAUGAUUGACCAGACUACGAACUGGUACAUCCGGUUUAACAGGCAACGCUUGAAGGGAGCCAAUGGAGUCGAGGACACUCUCCAUGCUCUGAACACCCUGUUUGAGGUCAUUUACACAUUGGUUCGGGGACUUGCUCCUUUCACACCGUUCCUGACCGACAAGAUCUAUUUGAGUCUCCUUCCUCACAUUCCCUCCGAGUCGCGCACUGGGGACAGCCGUUGUGUCCACUUCCUUCCCUUCCCUGAAGUGCGCCAGGAGCUUUUCGACGAGGUUGUGGAGCGUCGCGUCGCCCGUAUGCAGAAGGUCAUCGAGCUUGGCCGUAUCUCUCGCGAGCGCCGAUCCAUCGGUCUCAAGACCCCUCUCAAGACUCUUGUUUUGAUUCACAAGGAUCAACAGUAUCUGGACGAUGUCAAAUCGCUCGAGUCGUAUAUUCAGGAGGAAUUGAACGUCUUGGAACUUGUCCUCUCGACUGAUGAGGACAAGUACAAUGUGCAGUACAGCGCCAACGCUGAUUGGCCCACUUUGGGCAAAAAAUUGAAAAAGGACGUCCAGAAGGUCAAGAAGGCGCUUCCGUCUCUUUCGAGCGAUGAUGUGAAGGGGUACAUCACCAACAAGAAGAUCCUGGUUGAUGGUAUUGAGUUGGUGGAGGGUGAUCUGGUGGUCAAGCGAGGCAUCAAGGAUGAUGCUGGCACUUCCGGCAUGGAGACCAACACUGAUUCCGAUGUCAUGACUAUUCUCGAUGUCAACCUCUACCCUGAACUGGCCAGCUCGGCGUUGGGCCGUGAGAUCAUCAACCGUCUUCAGCGUCUCAGAAAAUCUGCUGGAUUGCAGCCCACUGACGACGUGAAGAUGGAAUAUGUUGUGCUUAGCGAUCCUGAUAACGUUGGAUUGCGCGAGGCUUUCAAGACGCAGGCUUCGGCCAUCGAAAAGGCGGUGCGACGCCCACUCGAAGAGCGUGAGUCUGCCGGUGCUGCUGAUGAGGAGGGUACCAUCGCUCAAGAAGAGCAGGAGGUGCAAAAUGCCAAAUUCCUACUUCGUCUGGCCAAGCUCUCACUCUAA
This is a messenger RNA of Penicillium argentinense, 1965 nucleotides long. RefSeq names its product Isoleucine--tRNA ligase cytoplasmic. NCBI's taxonomy places the organism in Eukaryota, Fungi, Ascomycota, Eurotiomycetes, Eurotiales, Aspergillaceae. The record is from RefSeq and is a predicted model, not a curated record. The transcript is spliced from 4 exons. Gene Ontology annotation, molecular function: ATP binding; tRNA binding; isoleucine-tRNA ligase activity. Gene Ontology annotation, biological process: isoleucyl-tRNA aminoacylation. The coding region runs from base 1 to 1965 and encodes 654 amino acids.